AUAAUACUUACUAAAUCCAUUGAACAGGAAAUAGAGAAGGCAGUAAAAGUCACUAAAGGGAAAAAGAAGCUAAACAAAAAUGGGUGUAGUUGGGUUUGGCCAUCAAGUAUCCUGUGGUUGUGUCUGUUCUAUUAUGUUACAGAAGUUGUAGGCUAGAAAGGAAAUAGAAAAGGAAGUAAUAGUCACCAGAGGAAAGAAGAAGCUAAACAAAAAUGGUUAUUCUUGGGUUUGGUCAUCAAGUAUCCUGUGGUUGUGUUCUCUUUUGUUUGAGACAUUGAGCUUGUGACCCAGUCAUUCCAAUGACAGUUUACAAAAGUGUGAUGUAGGUGUUCCAAAUAGGUUGAAGCCUAUUGUAUCAUAUCAUUGCAAAUUAAAUGAUCUUAAAAUUACAUAAUACUUUUCUUGAUAUGAUAUAGCAUUCCUCAUUCCCCAUGCAUAACAAGCUUAAGCUUACUAGUUACUGUGGAAACUGCUGCUUGCUGUUGAUUGUGAGCUUGAUCUUCAUUAAGAUAUUAAAUCCUUUUAAUUUAGGCUUUGGAUCUUGGAAGGGGUGCGGAUCAAAAUGGUUAUAUGGUAGAGGAGAUCUGGCAAGAGCUUGCAAAAGCUAAAUACCUACAAUGGGAGCAUGUAUCUAGCAAGCGUUCAUGGGAAUUACAAAGCUUGAAGGAUGCUUGCGAAAGUGCUCUUAAAGUAGAACAUGUUUUUGACAUUUCUGAAGCAGAAGGCUUUUUAGAUGAAGUUAGUGCUUCACAUUUGAAUCAAUUGGAGGCCCUGGGACAGGUGUUUAGAAAAGCUGCUGAAGCGGAUACACCAAGUGAGGUGCCGGAUCACCUUUGCUGUAAAAUAACACUUGAUAUAUUACGUGAUCCUGUCAUCACUCCUAGUGGAGUUACAUAUGAGAGAGCUGUGAUCCUAGAACAUCUAGAGAAGGUGGGUAGGUUUGAUCCAAUCACACGGGAACGUCUCCUUCCUUCCCAACUUGUUCCAAACUUGGCAAUAAAGGAAGCAGUCCAAGCAUUUUUAGAUAGAAAUGGUUGGGCAUACAAAGUGUGGUGAAAGUUGAUUGUUCUAACUGCAGGAUGAAACGUGCAGUCACGUUGGUCACACUUGCGCGUUUGAUUUCUGAACGGUCUUUGGAGCGCAACUAUGCCACCAAGCAAAUGGUCAGAUGAUCCUUUGAACUGUACAGUUAUUCUUACAACAAUUUGCUCUUAAUAUUGUAUAGAUGCUGAAUUGUGCUACAGAUGAGUACCCUUGAAUGGGUUUCUCUUUCCUGGUAAUAGAAAGGAACUUUCGUACUUUCUUCUGUACUGUUAGCACUGGUGAAGAAUCUCACUUUCACAUUAUAAACGAAGCUAAACAUUUCGAUGUGUGGAUUGAAGUUUAAGUUUUAUUGUUUGUGUCCUGGCUUCUAAUUUUUCAAGUAUUCUUGUAUAAACAAAAAAAGGAUUG
Rubroshorea leprosula is the source of this 1452-nucleotide messenger RNA. The record is from the annotation of a GenBank genome assembly. NCBI's taxonomy places the organism in Eukaryota, Viridiplantae, Streptophyta, Magnoliopsida, Malvales, Dipterocarpaceae.